This is a messenger RNA of Puccinia triticina, 555 nucleotides long. RefSeq lists its product as uncharacterized. Gene Ontology annotation, cellular component: preribosome, large subunit precursor. The coding region runs from base 1 to 555 and encodes 184 amino acids. The transcript is spliced from 2 exons. Gene Ontology annotation, biological process: rRNA processing; ribosomal large subunit assembly. NCBI's taxonomy places the organism in Eukaryota, Fungi, Basidiomycota, Pucciniomycetes, Pucciniales, Pucciniaceae. The record is from RefSeq and is a predicted model, not a curated record.
AUGAAUCCCGGUGACGAUUUCGGAAAACGAGAACUCUCACCUGCGCUGCGAAAUCGGUUUACCGAGAUCUGGGUCCCUCUAGUCUCGGAUCCUAAGGACAGCUUCAGUCCUGCUGAAUGGGCGGCGCACAUUAUCUCAUUUUCCGAGUAUUAUUCAAAGUUGCCCAUCUCAGCCCAAUUUUCGGCUUGCGAGUUGAGCUUACAAGACUGUCUUGCGUGGUGCGGCUUCAUCAGCUCCUGUUUGACAUCAUCAUUGGCUCUGUCGUUCGUUCACGGUGCCCAAAUGACGGUUCUCGAUCGCCUCGGGACCGCUGGCUUUGGACAAGACCUCCCCGCCAGUCACAUUCUCAAACUUAGACGGUCUUGUCUCAGUUAUUUGCAUGAUCUGGCCAACGUUUCUCUCGACAACAGUGAAGGCUUAUCUGGAGUUACCCAUGUUGAUGAAGGUUUGAAAAUAGGUGAUUCCACAUUGCAAAGGUGUAAAACAAUUGGCAAAGACUCGGCUCCAGCGAGUUAUUCUUUUUCCGCACAAACGGUGGGCCAUAAUGCCCUGUGA